Hippocampus zosterae (dwarf seahorse) is the source of this 896-nucleotide messenger RNA. RefSeq names its product paralemmin-2. The transcript has 2 exons. Lineage: Eukaryota; Metazoa; Chordata; Actinopteri; Syngnathiformes; Syngnathidae. The coding region runs from base 240 to 896 and encodes 218 amino acids. The record is from RefSeq and is a predicted model, not a curated record.
CCGAGAAUGAUUGGAGCAUCCUGCCAUUACUAGGUGGGAGAGUCGUAUAUGAGAUGAAGUGAGGGCGGGUACAGAUGAUCUCCGUUGCCUCGAUGAGAAAGUGAUGUUCGUUAUUUGUGCUGCAAGAGCUGCACACCACACUCCCUCCUGUGCCAUGUGAUUUUUUAAAAAUUAAUUUUUAGGCAAAAGAAAACUGCUGGGAAGGACUUCAGGGCAAAGUGUUGAGUCAAAAUAAUGACAUGAAGACACACACACUCGGAAAAGCGGAGUCUCCCAGCAACCCCCUCUCUUCGCCACCAGGGUGCGGCAGUCUGCGAGUGUACCAUGACGCCCAGAAAGUGGCUUUUAAGAUGCAUUCUAAUAAUGGCCACAUUGCAGGCAAUGGCUCUCACACCAUGAAGGAGCAGAUCACAAACGGAGACAAUACAUCAUGCAACAGCACUGAGCAAAAGUUCAGUAUGAGGGAUACCAAAGCUCAAAGGAUCUCCAUGUGGACUGUGAAUUCCAGCACACAGGCCUAUUCAGGUCCAGAAGACAAUUCCACAGACCCACCAGAGACCCUGACCGAGACCUCCACUCUGAACUUUGUUGACGGGCACACCUUGGAGGAACAAGGAGAGAAUCACAGCCUUUAUGGGGUGACAAUGGUUUAUCUGAAGGAAUUUGUGCUGAUAGAUGACGAUGAUGAUGGUGACAUGUCCCUAAGAGAGAAAACGGUGAAUAACUUGACUGUCAUGGAUGGGAAAGCCGCGGACCUGGUGUGUGGAAGAUUGGUAAACACUUCCAGCGUCCUGGGGUGCCACCGGAAGGGUGAAUCGUCACCUUCUGAAGAUCCGCUUCCUGAGCACAAGACUUCACGGCAAAGUCAACAUUGCUGCUACUGCGUCAUUCUAUGA